This is a messenger RNA of Chaetomium fimeti, 2650 nucleotides long. RefSeq lists its product as uncharacterized. Gene Ontology annotation, cellular component: nucleus. The transcript has a single exon. Gene Ontology annotation, biological process: negative regulation of transcription by RNA polymerase II. Bases 149 to 2632 code for a protein of 827 amino acids. Gene Ontology annotation, molecular function: RNA polymerase II transcription regulatory region sequence-specific DNA binding; DNA-binding transcription factor activity, RNA polymerase II-specific; zinc ion binding. The record is from RefSeq and is a predicted model, not a curated record. NCBI's taxonomy places the organism in Eukaryota, Fungi, Ascomycota, Sordariomycetes, Sordariales, Chaetomiaceae.
GUGGCGAGCUGGCUCAGCUGGUUUAUAGGCAACCAGCGUCUGCCCCAUUUGCCAUCCACAUUCAACGGUUUGCAGCUUUUACAUCCAACCCCAGAUUCAUUCGCUUCAUCGCAGCCGGGCUGUCUUUCUUUACUUUAUCCCCUUUGUAAUGGAAUCAAAUCUACCCACCCGUAUCCAUGAGGAUAUUGACCAUCGCCAGUACGAGUGCGUCAUCUGCACAGACAAAGUACUGCGCAACUCGGAGGUGUGGUCCUGCUCAAGAUGUUGGACAGUGACCCAUCUCUACUGCGCACAUCAAUGGCACACACACCAGAAGCAGGAACGCGAAGAACAUCCGGAUUAUGCCCAUCCCAAUACCUGGCGGUGUCCAGGCUGCAACUCGAGGCUACGCGAUGAGCCUCAGUUUUAUUUUUGCUGGUGCGGCAAGGAUAUCGACCCCAAGCCCAUCCCCGGGCUUUCUCCUCACACAUGCGGACAGACCUGCUCGAAGUCGAGGGCAGGCUGCCCGCACCGGUGCUCAUUGAUGUGCCACGCCGGGCCUUGUCCGCCGUGCACAUUGAUGGGCCCGACGCAGUCUUGCUUCUGCGGCAAACACACCGCAACCCGGAAAUGCAUCGAAACCGACUAUCGAAAGAACUGGAGCUGCCAGGAUCGCUGCGGUGAUCUGUUGCCCUGCGGAGAGCAUAGGUGCACCCGGAUUUGCCAUUCUGGGCUAUGCGGCCCUUGCCAAAUACCUACGCUGUCCAUAUGCUAUUGCGGAAAGGAGCAGCGAGUGAUGCCCUGCGGCAAACGCGAUCCCAUGGAGUCGUUCAACCACGGACAAGUCAAGCCGCCAUUUACAACCGACGACAGAGAAUCCAACCCAGACCAGUUGUUCGAGGGCUCAUUCCACUGCGGCAACGUUUGCAACCGACCGUUCCAUUGCCAACAUCAUACCUGUCAAAAGGCAUGUCAUCCGCAAGGGGUACUGGUCACCCACUGCCCUUUUUCGCCAGAGUUGGUUACCCACUGCCCAUGCGGGAAAACCACGCUCUUUGAGGUCCUCGCUUUGGUCCCCGAACAUCAGCCCCCCCAGUUUUCGUGUCGGGAUCCGCCCCCGCGCUGCAACAAGCCCUGCAAUAAGGUUAUGGCUUGUGGUCAUCUGUGCGUGGACGUAUGCCACGCCGGCUCUUGCGCGCCUUGCACCCGGUAUACCGACAUACCGUGCCGAUGCGGGAGGGUAACGACCAAGUCCGCGUGCGAUCAAGGCGACGUCGCUCAACCUCAUUGCUCCCGCGUUUGCAAAACCCGACUCAACUGUGGGCGGCAUGAGUGUGGAGAGCAGUGUUGCCCCGGCGACAAGGCGGCAGCGGAGAGGCGAAGACGGAAGCGGGGCGCCAACGGGGGCUACGAGCCGGAGCAUAUCUGCCUGCAGGUAUGUGGUCGCCAACUCAAGUGCGGCAAUCACAGCUGUCAACAGCUCUGCCACAAAGGGCCAUGUCCUGUGUGUCCAGAGGCCAUCUUCGACGACAUCAGCUGCGGCUGUGGACGAACGGUCCUACAACCACCCCAACCCUGCGGGAUGCGACCACCGGAGUGCCGCUUCCCUUGCACGAGAGCCCGUCCAUGCGGCCAUCCGUCUGUUUCGCACCAGUGCCACCUCGACGACACGUCCUGCCCGAAGUGCGUAUUCCUUACCAACAAGCCCUGCAUUUGCGGCAAGAAGAUCCUGGGAAACCAGCCCUGCUGGUUCGAGGAGGGACGGUGCGGUCUUCCAUGCGGGAAGAAGCUCAAGUGCGGGGCGCACGAAUGCAGGAAAACAUGCCACAAGCCUGGGGAGUGUGAGGAUGCCGGCAUUUCUGGCUCACACUGCCCUCAGCCCUGUGGCAAGGUCCGGAAAUCGUGCGAGCAUACGUGCACCGACCAGUGCCACGCGCCCGAUCCUUGCAAAGAGGACAAGCCGUGCCAAUCCACGACGUUCGCGACUUGCCCUUGCCAGCACCGCAAGGAGGAGGUUCAAUGCCAGGCUACGAACCUCAGCCCCACGCCCACCGGAGUACCAACCCUCGAGUGCGACGACGAAUGUCUGCGGCUCCAGCGGAACCGGAAGCUCGCCGAUGCGUUAAAAAUCGACCCCAGCACGCAUACGGACGACCACAUCCCGUACUCCGACGGCACGCUCAAGCUCUUCCGGGAAAACGCCAAGUGGGCACAAGAGCAGGAGCGGGAACUCCGGGUGUUCGCUGCCGCGCCGGAGGAGAAGCGCAUCAGGUUCAAGCCCAUGCCGGCUUACCAGCGUGCGUUUCUCCACCACCUCGCCGCCGACUUUGGCCUGGACACGGAGAGCCAGGACCCCGGCCCGCACCGCCACGUGUGUGUCUUCAAGACACCGCGGUUCGUGUCCGCCCCGGCGAAGACGCUGGGGCAGUGCCUCCAGAUCGCGACCACGGCGGCGAAGCUCCGCACCGGCGCGUCUGCCAUCGCCGCCAAGUCUGCACCGGCCAGGGGGGGCGCCGCCGCCGCGGACAGCGAGGGGUGGAGCGCGGUCGCCGGCCGUGGUUCGUGGAGGCAGCGGGGGCCGGCCAACGGGGGGCCGACGAGCGGGCAGCGGCCACGGAACGCGUUCGUGGCACUGGAGGGGUUGGAGAUGUAGGGGGAGAGUGAGGGGCGG